AUGAAGUGGCCGACACUGUGCCGCCGUGCCGCGCCUGACCCGCCGUGCGUGUCCCCCCGCCUCGAGUUGUUCCGGCAGCGCCUCGCCGAGGUCGAGGUGAAUCUCCGCGGCGAGCUCGUCUGCCUCGACCUCGCCGCCGAGGUCAGUGCCUCCGUUGUCUCCCUCCCCGUCGUCUCCGUCCCCGUCGCCGCCGUCGACGGCCUCAACGGCGAUCUCGGCGCGCACGACUGCCGAGAUCCCGCACCAGCCUCCCGGCGCUCAUCCCCCGCGAACCUCGAGUCUGCCAGCGCACGCCCCGUCUCGGUGCGACUCGCGCCGCCGCCGUACCGUGACUGGCCCGAGUCCUCUUCCGUCUCCGUCCCCUCCGUCUCACACAGCACGCCCCUCGCGUCCCUCGCGCCCCUCGCCGAAACCCCCUCGCCCACCCCGCCAACCGACGCAACUCCCCUCCCCCACGCCACGCGCGAUCAGAAGCGCGCCGAGAUCGAGCGCCUCCGCGCCCAAAUCGACGUGCUCGCCGCCGCAAGCGUCGCCGACACCCCGAAGAUGCGUGUAUGGGCCCGCCGGCCCGCGCCUGGCCGGCUGUGGCGGCUCUUCGAGACGCGUGCGCGGCGGUAGCGGUGCGAAGUCUCUGUAUCCUAGCCGCAGGACGAAGGACGAGCUGGCAUAUGGAGAUUGUGGGCUUCUGUACGCACGGACAUGCAGUGCUCGACCGGUCGCCUUGCUUAGCGCGAGCACGUGCCCCGGAGCGAGCUGACACGACAUCUCUCAGGUCGUGGACCAUAGUAAUAACUCGACCGUCAUGG
Cutaneotrichosporon oleaginosum is the source of this 806-nucleotide messenger RNA. RefSeq lists its product as uncharacterized. Lineage: Eukaryota; Fungi; Basidiomycota; Tremellomycetes; Trichosporonales; Trichosporonaceae. The record is from RefSeq and is a predicted model, not a curated record.